AUGGACGUCAACGGGGCCACAGUUCGAAGGGUAUUCGUAGACACGGGUAGCAGCGUCAAUGUCAUGUAUCUCGAAACCUUCACCAAGCUGGGACUAACCAAGGAGAACCUGCACCAAGUGAGAACACCUCUUGCGGGAUUCACAGGAGAUAGCAUAGAGCCGGAAGGAUGCAUCACCCUGCCUAUAGAGAUCGGAGAAUACCCUAGGGUGCGAGCUAUAAACAUGGAAUUUGUGGUGGUGGACUUGAAAUCGGCACACAACGUGAUAUUGGGAAGACCGGGUUUGGAGGACCUAGGAGCCGUAGUAUCGCUCAAGCACUUAUAUCUGAAAUUCCGAACACUAGAAGGAGUGGGGAUCGCUAGAUGUGAUCGCCAAGCAGCACGAUCCUGUUAUCUCCUCACAUGUCGCCAGAUAGGAAGCCGAGAUCUACAAGUGCAAACCAUCACAAAAAGGACCACAAAGGAAGAAGCCAGGGACAGGCCAGAACCCGCCGCGGAAUUAGAAGAAGUAGCCUUAGAAAGCUCGAAGCCCGAUCAAAGGUUCCGGAUAGGAAAGGGGUUAACAGAAGAAACCAGAUCUGAUAUCUUACGGACAUUACAAGAGUAUAGGAUCUUGUUCGCAUGGGGACUGGAAGAUAUGCCAGGGAUAGAUCCCUCAGUUAUUACCCACCGCCUAUCAGUAGACCCAGCCGUCCGGCCAAUAGUACAACGAAAAAGGCACCUGGCAGCAAAUCGGAGGGAGUUUGUGAAAAAAGAAGUAGCAACCCUAUUAGAGAUUGGACACCUCAGGGAGGUGGUAUACCCGGCUUGGUUGGCAAAUGUCGUAUUGGUGCCAAAACCACCUGCAUGGAGGAUGUGUGUGGAUUACACCGACCUCAACAAGGCAUGCCCCAAAGACCCCUUUCCCAUACCCAGGAUAGACCAGUUAGUAGAUCAAACGGUUGGAUGUGCGCUACUCAGUUUCAUGGACGCUUUUAGAGGCUACCACCAGAUAUUUAUGGACGAUAAGGAUGAAGAGAAAACGACCUUCCUCACCCCAGACGGGGUUUACUGCUACAAAGUGAUGCCGUUCGGCUUAAAAAAUACAGGGGCCACGUUCACUCGAAUGGUAGCUAAGGUGUUUCAUAGCCUACUCGGGAAAACCAUGGAAGCUUACGUGGAUGAUUUAUUGGUAAAAAGCAAGGAAGAGACCGAGCACGCAAUGGAUUUAAGAGCCUGCUUCGAACUCAUGAAGAAAUACAACCUCCGAUUAAAUCCCAAGAAAUGCGCCUUCGGGGUCCGAGGAAGUAAAUUCUUGGGUUACAUGGUAAGUCAAAGGGGAAUAGAGCCCAACCCAGAGAAGGUAAGGGCCAUUCUAGACAUGCAACCACCCACCAGUGUGCUGGAGAUACAAAAGCUAACGGGACGCUUAGCAGCCUUAAGCCGAUUCCUGUCUAGGUCAGCGAAGCGAUCCCUACCCUUCUUCGAAGUAAUUAAAAGAAGAGAAGGAUUCGAAUGCACUCAAGAAUGCAAAAACUCCUUUGAAGAAUUAAAAACAUAUUUGCUAUCCCCCCCUUUGCUGGCCGAACCUCAAGAAGGAGAAAGCCUGUACCUUUACAUGACAGUCAGCGAGCGAGCCCUGAGCUCUGUCCUAGUACGAGAAGAGGGAACUCAACACCCGGUCUACUACGUGAGCAAGCUCCUGAGAGGAGCAGAAACUCGAUACACGCCAUUAGAAAAGAUGGCAUACGCCCUAUUUACCACCACGCGGAAGUUAGUCCCAUACUUCCAAGCCCACCCAAUAGAAGUACUCACCGACCAACCGCUCGCGGGGAUACUGAGAAACCCGAUGUCCUCGGGGCGAAUGAUGAAAUGGGCCAUAGAAUUAACACAAUACGGAAUCGAGUACAGGCCCCGACCUUCCAUCAAGGCACAAGCACUAGCAGACUUCAUAGUAGAAUGCACAACGCAGGAUCGGAGAGGAAAAACAAAUAACGACGCCCCAGAUGAGUGGUGGGAACUAAAUGCAGACGGGGCAGCCAGCGCCAAGCACUGCGGAGGGGGAAUAAUGUUAACCACGCCAGAAGGGUUCAAGGUGUAUUACUCCCUGGAAUACCAAUUCAAGGUGUCCAACAACGAGGCAGAGUAUGAGGCAGUAAUCGGGGGCAUAAGACUGGCAGUCGCGCUAGGAGCGCGCAACCUGCGCAUCAAGACAGACUCGCGGCUAGUGGUAGGACAAAUCAAAGGCACAUUUGAAACUAGAGGGGAAAAUUUAAAGAUGUACAAAGACGUUACGGAAGGCUUAUUGGAAAAAUUAAAGGCGCAUGAAAUACAACACGUGCCCCGAAUAGAGAACGUAGAAGCAGAUUUAAGGUCCAAAAUAUCCCUGGGAGGAAUCCCAAGGCACUUAUCACAGGUUUGCAGAAAGGAGAUCAUCUACGCACCUAGUACAGAAUCCCUCGUAGUAGCCUCCGUCACCUCAGCAGGCGUGCCUCCCCUACCCAAAUGGAUGGAGGAAUUAACAAACUACAUCACCAAAGGAGAACUUCCGCUGGACCCCACGCAGGCGGCCAAAAUCAAACGAAGAGCUCCAGCUUAUCGGCUGGAAGGUAGCCAGUUGUAUAAAAAAUCUUUCGGUGGGCCGCUACUGAAAUGCUUACAGCCCAGCGAAGCCGAACAAGUAAUAGAAGAGGCCCACAAAGGCAUAUGCGCCGCUCACCAAGGAGCCAAUACCUUAGCAAGGAAAUUACUGAUCCAAGGCUAUUACUGGCCCAACAUGGUCCACGAUUGCAUUCAAAAGGUCCAGAAUUGCCAAACCUGUCAGAAGUUUGCAGAAAAGCAAGGUAGGCCGGCAACCUUCUACACCCCCGUCACCACGGCGAUACCCUUCGCUAAAUGGGGAGUAGAUCUUUUGGGACCACUACCACAAGCCCCAGGACGGCACAAGUACUGCAUAGUCGCCAUUGACUAUUUCACUAAGUGGAUGGAGGUUGAGCCGCUGCACACUAAAGUGUCGGUGGCAUAUCUCCAAGCAAAUGGGCAGGUAGAAAAUGCCAACAGAACCAUCAUGGAUGGAUUAAAGAAACGAAUAGAAGAGGAAAGAGGUGCAUGGGUCGACCAGCUAGACUACAUCCUUUGGGCCUACCGAACUACUCCCCGUCGAGCAACAGGAGAAACCCCGUUCAGCCUCACAUACGAUUUCGAGGCUAAAGUCCCUAUAGAAGUCCUGAGCCCCACGGACAAGACAUUGCAUUACGAAGAUCAAGCGAACGAGCAGAUGAUGCAGCUGGAAAAGAACUUCCUCGAAGAACGAAGAGAUGUGGCCCAGUGCCGAAUGGUGGAAUACCAACGGGCAGUAAAAAAGUACCAUGACGCUCGAGUAAAGCCUAAGUACUUUGACUUAGGCGACUUGGUACUCAGGGAUAGGCAAGCAUCACAACCAAGCCAAGGAAGAAAGGUUGCCAAAAACUGGGAAGGUCCAUACAGGAUUGCAGCAAUUGUAAGACCCAGCACCUACAAAUUGGAAACAAUGGAGGGCAAGUUUUCAUAA
Molecule: messenger RNA, 3528 nt
Organism: Ipomoea triloba (trilobed morning glory)
Lineage: Eukaryota; Viridiplantae; Streptophyta; Magnoliopsida; Solanales; Convolvulaceae
Exons: 3
Coding region: 1-3528 (1175 amino acids)
Molecular function (GO): nucleic acid binding; RNA-DNA hybrid ribonuclease activity
Source: RefSeq, a predicted model, not a curated record